Molecule: messenger RNA, 444 nt
Organism: Sphaeroforma arctica JP610
Lineage: Eukaryota; Ichthyosporea; Ichthyophonida
Exons: 3
Coding region: 1-444 (147 amino acids)
Biological process (GO): proteolysis
Molecular function (GO): serine-type endopeptidase activity
Source: RefSeq, a predicted model, not a curated record
AUGCGUGCCUCAUGUAUUCAUACACCUGUCUUUGUCAUAUCUUUUAGAUGCGGUGGUGCCCUGGUAGCGCCGGAGUGGGUGAUAACCAGUGGACAUUGCUUGCACGAAGUGGAUCGGGCGUGUAUAGGCGGGACAGAUCUUCUACAACCGUCGCAGUUCAAAUGCGUGGCCCUUGAUGGUGAGUAUCUGCACGCAGACUACGACGCCGCCUCAUACAUGAACGAUCUAGCAUUCGUCCGACUGUCCACACCCGUGACCAACGAACCAGCAAAGCUCUCACUGGAAAGUGUCUAUGACUCACCGGGGGACUUUGGAGUGGUGGUGGGGUGGGGGGUGACAAGCACAGGCAUCGCGUCACACACUCUCAAACGGUUGGAUGUGGAGUGGUCGAAUCAGGUAGGGUUUAAGAUUUUGGGGAGUGGAAACCUCGAUUUUAGGGUUUAG